CAGGGAGAUGCAAAGAUUUGAGGAGCACAAUUAUCCUGCAGAGAUUCAGUUUUCUCCUCUCCGACUCAGAAGCCUUUUAUAAAAAAAAAUUUAAGAAGCAGUUUUCUUUUACAGUGCAUUUCACCCUCAUCCACCAACCCUCAGUGAGUUCUUCACAACAUGGCAGGUCAGACAAUGGGAGCUAUCAUCCAUCCAGUGCCCUCUCUGCUAGGUUUAGAGUCCAGGGAUCUGGGAGGAGCCGGAUUCUUUGCUGAUGAGGCUGUUUCCAUACUGCACUCUACAAGCCGACUGGCAAAGACCCUCCUUGGUCACACCUUUGCCCUCAAAUCCAAAGAGCGCCUUGUCGUUGCUGAAGUUAUGGCUGCAGGCAGAUGUGACAAAGACAAAUGCAGCAAUGCACACCGCAAACGGGAGUUCAUCUGCAGUGAGAAAAAAGAUGAAGGAUACUGGGAUAAGAGGAGGAAAAACAAUGAGGCAGCUAAACGGUCCAGGGAGAAGAGACGAGCAAAUGACAUUGUGCUGGAGAGCCAGGCCCUGGGUCUGCUGGAGGAGAACGCCUGCCUGAGAGCAGAGUUGUUAGCACUCAAAUUUUGCUUUGGCCUGGUCGACCAUUCAUCUGAUGUGGCCAUUUUACCUCUGACUGCACCCCUUUGUGGUCACCUACAUAAGAUACAUAGCUACCAAGCUCACACUGUUGGCCCCUCACUUCUCAAUACUCAGCCCAGCACCAGCAUUUACCAGGUCCAGCCUCUGGAGCUGGGUAUCACUUGUAGACCAAUGACAGCUGAGCCAUUCUUAAAACAUAGCACAUCUGCGGAGCCUGGUGUCUCUACUUUAAGCAGCUCAAAGAUGGAAAGCCCUGUGUUUUUUGAUGACACACUUGACAAGUGUGGAAGGCCGUCUCUAAGAGGAGACCAGCAGGACUGUAACUCACAGGUUAGUUGCGUGGAGAUCAAUGAGAGACAACAACAAGAAUCACUUGAGAGUUUGAAGAGCCUCCCACACAAACUCCGCUUUAAAAUCCAUGGAGGGAGCAGCAGUGGAAGGGAGAUGCCUCCAUCACCUUACACCAGGUACUGUGGUCCACCUGUAGCCAUGGUGGGACCAAACAUCCAGAUGAAAAAUCCCCAGCAGAUGGGAUGGGAUGGUCAAACAGAGAGUUAGCCUCCCUAUUUCACAGUGGAGGCCUGUAAUGGACUUGGAUAGCCAUACCAGAGUUCAUCCUGUGGGGUAUCAUAACUCCUCAUUUUAGCAGGACUCAAACAGCCUUUGACAGAGGGCAUUAGUCUGAGGUCAAAGAUCAGUUAUUUCUCUCAGGAAGUGGCUCAACCUAAUAGCCUCCUCGUUCAGCAGCUGCUCUGUAAGAUCAAGUAAUACCUCAAAUUCAGACAAAAGCUAACACAAGACAUCCCUCCAAACUUCUCUUAUACUGUAAACUGACAUUUCAACAUUGCAGCGUGUUACAAGUGUAACCAGUACAACCAGCUCCCUCUUAUUGGACAGAACUUAUCCAUUGUUUUCCUCCAUCACAGCAAUACCACAACUCAUUAAAUUACUUUAAACCUGGCAGUUUAUGAUCAUAUUGGACUGAAGGGAUCAGAAAACACUGAGUGGGGAUGUUUAUAUAAUAAGACAAACAUGUGUCACCUGUAACUCUGUGGGUCAUCAUUUAUCAUCAUUUUCAGUGCAGAUGUGAGCAUUAAAACACUUGUUUUCAUCCGUCUCUUUUCUGAGACUGCUUGUAAUUAUUUUACUAAUUAGAUUAACUUUGUUGAAAGUGUCUCACAUUUUUAGCUUGUUGAAGGUUUGUAUGUGUUUAACAGUGCAUAUAUAGUAAAUGACAACCAUUUC
Messenger RNA from Melanotaenia boesemani (Boeseman's rainbowfish), 1851 nucleotides. RefSeq names its product nuclear factor interleukin-3-regulated protein-like. The transcript is spliced from 2 exons. Lineage: Eukaryota; Metazoa; Chordata; Actinopteri; Atheriniformes; Melanotaeniidae. Gene Ontology annotation, molecular function: DNA binding; DNA-binding transcription factor activity. The coding region runs from base 160 to 1164 and encodes 334 amino acids. Gene Ontology annotation, cellular component: nucleus. The record is from RefSeq and is a predicted model, not a curated record. Gene Ontology annotation, biological process: regulation of DNA-templated transcription; circadian rhythm.